GAGAUGAUAGUCUGUCUGCCAUUGGACUCUCGAACCGAGUUCUCGAGUUCCCACUAAGAUCAAGUAAAGAAUAAUGAUUAACUCGCGUAUACAUAUAUAUUAUAUCAUGUCUUUCUUCGGGUCGGCUUGUCGUCCAACUUCAUCGUCAUCUCUCUCUGGUCUGAUAACCCACAAUAUGGCUUCAAAUAACGCCCCGCGCAAACCACGUAAGAAAGAGAAGAAUCUCUCUUUCUCUACAGCACAUAUUGGUACCUCUCCAUCACAAGGCUCAGCAGUCGCCUGUUAAAUUCGCCUUCGCAAUUGGUUCUGGGAUAUUCGGCUGGACAAUUGAUUCGCAUACCACCUAUCACUUCAUCUUUCCAAAUCGAAGACCGACAAUCUCCGAGGUCCCCAACUCCUCACUCGAAGAUUGCACAGCCGCGUGCAAUAGUGAAUCAUCCGCAUCACGCACGGGAAAAUCUGUCUUCUUCAUCUCACCUUGUGAACCCACAUUCACUAUUUGCAACCACAGGAAGACCACUUCAAGAUCUUUCAAGUAGAGCAACAAUCCCCGCUAGUGGGAUGGCGGUUCUUGCAAAAAUGGCAACUUUAAAUGUUGGUGACUGCGACGCACUUGCUUCUAACUUGAGGGGAGAAACUUCAAAUUUACCACCGACAGAUACGGCUACUAUUUCUCCGCCCCAAAGCAUGUCAAAUUCAGAUGCAAGAGAUCUCAGCAGCGACACGAUCCUCAGUCUUUCUCACAACGAAGACAACAGAGAGAAGAAUCAAGCAACACAUAGCGAAACACCAGUACCUCCCACACAAGAACCAUUACUCACAGCCACUUCAGAAUUUCCCACAAGCACAGAUGCAAAUCAACAGCAGUGGAAAGCCGCCGUCAAAGCAAUCCACCCCCCUCGCAAUCCCUUCCACCUAAACAUUCCAACCCAAAUCCAUCAUCGCACCGACCAACAUAGCCAGGGAAUGCCACACAUCAAUAAUCACAAUCAGCAUAGCAGAAUCGCUCCGUCAAAUGCAAAUGCGUAUAUCCAAAUGAUUGAAAGAGUAGAGGAGGCAAACAGGAAUCAAGGAAACGCAAAUUAUGAAGCGCCGGCAGCGAUGAUGGGUAGAAAUCCCUUUUCGGGAUCGUCGGCAGGAGUAUCUUUGGAAUCGGCGCCGGAUUUUGAGGCGAAUUUUAGAGAGAUGAUGGAGACGUUGGAGAAUUCGAAACCGGGGGAGUUGGGGUUUGCGACGCACAUGAGUGCGCAGGCUGCUUUGGUGGGUGUGCAAUCUGGGAAUCGGUUUACUACGCUGGAUUGUUCGUCGAUGGGUCAGAUGACGUCGCCGUUUCAAAUGCAGAUGCAGAUGAAACCUGUGAAUCAGUAUGCUGCGCAGGAAAAUGUGAUGGAUGCUGGAUGUCUGGCUGGGGGGAUGGCGUCGGGGGUGGGAGGUGAUGCGUUGGAUCGUUCUUCAGUGGCUCAGAUGAGGUCGCCUUUUCAAAUGAAGAUGCAGACGCAACCGGUGAAUCUUCCUACGACACCAGAUCCUGCUUCAACAUUGCAAAUGAGGUCGCCUUUUCAAACUUCGGUACAACCUGCGAAUCACUCUACUACGGAGCAAAACAUUAUGAACAGUGGAAAUCCAUUCGAAGGAACAUCACUGUCAACAGGCCAAGAAAUUGUGAUCGACCCUUUUCUCGGAUCUGACUUCUCAAACACUACGCAAAUGCAGCAAUCUAGUAGUCAAGGAGAUACAAUGAAUAAUAGUGGAUAUGUUAGUGGCGUCCAAGAUGAUAAUGCGUUAUCUACAGAUAUUAUUGGAGAUUUCGCUCGAGAAUAUGGUUCUGAGAGCAACAGUACAUGGCUGACAGCGGAUAUGAAUGGGUCUUCAACUCAAGGAAAUCUAGCUGCGAGUAUGAUCGGAGUCUCAUCUUCCACUCAUGCGAAUACAACUGUGGAUAUGGCUGGAUCUUCAACCCAAGCACCUUUGCCUAACGUUGGUAGUUAUCCAAUGGAUGGAAUCACAUUUACUGGCAGCAAUCAUGGGGAUUUGUCAAGUGUAUCUGGUGGAUACAACAUGAAUUUGGCGCCAAAUACUUCGAGUCAAGUGAUGGGUGGUACUUUCACGUCUGAACUUGGACCAAAUACACAGACUUAUCAACAAUCUUCUCCUCGACAGGUUAUGCGUCAAAGUAGUGCUACUCCUGUUCAUGGACACACUUCAAAUAAUUCGAUGGGAUUGGGAUUUGGUCAUAUGGGCUCGCAUAUAUUGAGCUCCCCUAAUCAUCCUGUUCAACCGUCACUCGACUUACGCAGAUCCGCUACACCUACUCAGCCAGGCUUCAAUUAUUCCAAUGCAGGUUCACCAGCAGCACUGAAUGUCAUUGAUAGAUCAACAAGAUCCAGUUCUACCGCACUGGCAACUCCUGAAAUUUCUUUUGACCAAACCUCUCCAAACCCUUUACACCCAGCCAGCUUUCAUCAAGACACUCUAGGUAUGUCAGAUGCGACUUUAGUUUCAGUUUCCAAUCCUUUGCACCCACCAAGUUUUCACCAGCCUACGCCUCGCGCUUCAUGGCCAACAUCGCGUGUUCCAAUUCCUCCAAAUCCUGCCGUAUCGGGUAAUACGCCGGGUUAUUUCGAGCCUUCUCAAAUCUCGAAUACUCGGGAAAAUGCGAAUUCGAAUACAAAUUUGAUGAACUUGAAUAGAGAUAUGCUUAUGCAAUUUAACCCUGCUUUUCAACAACACCGGAUGCUGAAUCAAAGGGGUCAAAAUAAUCUACAGUUGCCGCAACAAUUCCGUCAUCAUACGCAACCCGAUCAAUUUGAAUCCAUGAUGAAUGGAGCAGCGAUGGAGAACGAAGCACAUAGUCUACAAGAAUAUACUCCACCCGUCUCACCACCAAUUUCUAUUAUGAACUACCUGUUUCGUCAACGUGCCAGUCCGUUCGAAUACUUUCAACCUCUAACCGAGGAAUCCGCCGAAGAAUUGAGUCGCUAUCAACUUGCUGCUAGGAUUACUACUUCGCUUCAGGAACAUAAUCUCAAUGGCCCUAUGCCUUUGGAUGGAAAGCCACCUGCUCAACUUCCGAACUAUCUUACUCCAGAUCGUCGCUCAAAGAACAUUGUUGAUUUAGCUGAUCGUCCAUUAGCUCUAACCAAGCUAACCGUUGGAGAGAACUUUGAAUGCGACUUUUGCAGCGGGACACUAGAUUUGCGCGGCAUUGAUCGAUAUAAUCAUGAUUUUGUUGAGAUCUGGGGUCCCGCUGGCACAGAUUGGUGCGCUGAUUGCAAGAGAGCUGGAAAACACAUACUCGCCGUUGCUGUUCCCGAGAAGAACACCAAUCAGAAAGAAAACAAUAAGGGAAAGCGACCAGCCAAAGAUCCAGCAGGUCCUGGUCCUACACCCAAAAAGCAAGCUCAUUCAUCAUCAUCAUCAUCAUCAUCAUUCAAUUCUUCGAUGAAGAUGACUCGUUCCAUUACUUCUGGUGCGAAGGCUAGCUACGAUCGCUAUGCGCCUUUAUCUGAAGAAUCCAACAUCUUCGGCGAUCCUCGUGAGAUUCUCUCGUCCAUAGAUAACAUGUUGAUUAAUCCCUUCAUGCACAAUCUCACCUGUCACGGCUCCUCGCAUCGACAAAUCGACCCAUCGAAGACGAAAAUCUGUUUACCGUGCAAACUGCGAAAGAUGGAGAUUAUUACUCAUGGGUGUCAUGAUGAGUUUACUCAUAUUGUUGCUUUGAAUAUGGAUGGUCAGUGGCAGAUUGGUUACGGUCGAUCAUUUUCCGGUGCGGGUCUGAGGGAUGGAGAGAGGGAGCUGGGGGCUGCUGCGUCGGAGAGUUUUGGUGACUUUAGAUUUGAUGUGGGUCAGGAUUUAAAUGAGGGAAAUAUGACGGUGGAGGAGAUUAAUUCGAUUGUGAAUGUUGGGCUGAAUGCGGGUGGUGUGCAAUCGAGCAGUAGCGGUAUGAGCUCUGGAGGUAUGAAUGCGAGUGGUACAAACCCAAGUGUUGUGCAGUCAACCGGUGCGCAUGCAGACGGCAUGAACUCUCGCAGAAACUCUAUCGUCGACUCAGGCCCAAAUCCCCGCAUGAGUACUAGCAUGGAUUUUGACAUCGAUUCAGAUCUCCACUGCGACAUGAACUCCAUCCUCAACAGCUCUAUGGACUCCAUGUUCGGCAACGACGAUUUCUCCUGGGGAAGAUCCGGCUGGCUGAGUACACACACUACCUCCACCUCCAACUCUGCGGUUCUGCUCCCGACUCCCGCCCGCACAUCUUCCAUUACCACUCCCUCUCCCAGAGACGAAACACACGAUCAUCACACCCACAUGAACCGGCUUCCCCAUCGUCCCAUUUCCAAAUCCUGCAUGAUCUGUCCCGCGACCUCCAUUUUUCUCUGUGACGGCUGUCCCUUGACUCUCUGUGAAAAAUGCAGAUACAGUCUCCGAGAUGCAAAAGGCUGGCUCAAUAAUUUGAUCUAUAGCAAUGGCGUGAAUCAUAAUCGGAAUGAUGCGUUUUUGCUGAGGAGUGAUGAUGGCGGAUAUCAUGAUUAUGGAAAAUUUUGGCCCCUUCCUGUGCAUGUGGAUGGGAAGGGUGUGUUUGGAGAUGGGGGACAUUGAGGGGGUUGCGAAGGGGAGCGGAGGUAGUGAGUAGCUUGAUAUACUUCUAAAGUUUGGAGGGAAUCUUUCAACA
Botrytis cinerea B05.10 is the source of this 4669-nucleotide messenger RNA. RefSeq lists its product as hypothetical. Lineage: Eukaryota; Fungi; Ascomycota; Leotiomycetes; Helotiales; Sclerotiniaceae. Bases 562 to 4596 code for a protein of 1344 amino acids. The transcript has a single exon. The record is from RefSeq and is a predicted model, not a curated record.